Messenger RNA from Fusarium subglutinans, 2709 nucleotides. RefSeq names its product sterol glucosyltransferase. Gene Ontology annotation, biological process: carbohydrate metabolic process. The record is from RefSeq and is a predicted model, not a curated record. NCBI's taxonomy places the organism in Eukaryota, Fungi, Ascomycota, Sordariomycetes, Hypocreales, Nectriaceae. Gene Ontology annotation, molecular function: hexosyltransferase activity; UDP-glycosyltransferase activity. Bases 1 to 2709 code for a protein of 902 amino acids. The transcript has 3 exons.
AUGGACCUCAGUCGCAUCAAGUCCCAUGGACUCGGCCAUGUCGCGAUUGAUGACAGUGACACCGACAAUGGCCCCUCGGGCAAUGUUAUCGACGAUGGUCGCGUCAAAGUUCAAUUCCACGACACUCCCCAAGCCCUAGCCCAGUGGUGCGAACACCUGAAAGAGGCAUUCGCAGCCGACGGCGCAGAUUCAGAGCAUUUACUACCGCCCAAGCCGUCAAAACCGCGUCGAACAAGCACCGUUGCCUUCCUCCCGGGCGUAGAGAAGCCGGCCGAAGGUCCCCGACUAAAUAUUGCCAUCCAUAUCGUGGGCUCUCGAGGCGAUGUCCAGCCGUUUAUUCCGAUCGCGCAAUUGUUGAUGAAGCCUCCCUAUGGUCAUCGAGUACGCAUAUGCACGCAUGCUAGUUUCAAGGAAUUUGUGGAAGCACAGGGUGUUGAGUUCUUUAAUAUUGGCGGAGACCCCGAAGCUCUCAUGGCGUACAUGGUAAAGAACCCUGGACUAUUACCAAACAAGGACAGUCUCAAGGAGGGCGAUGUUGGUAAAAGACGAAAAGAAAUGAUGGAGAUUAUCUCUGGUACCUGGAGGAGUUGUAUCGAGGCUGGUGAUGGAAUGGGAGAUCCUGUUAAAGCUGCGACCGUGGAAAACGUGGAUGAUCUCUUCCUUGCAGAUGUCAUCAUUGCCAAUCCUCCAUCGAUGGGCCAUAUUCACUGCGCUCAAAAGCUCAACAUUCCAUUGCACAUGGUCUUCACAAUGCCGUGGUCACCUACCAAAGCGUUCCCCCAUCCUCUGGCUGCUAUGAGCUACGGAGAUGCCGACGCCAAGGUCGCCAACUACCUCUCUUUCAUGAUGAUGGAGCUUCUAACAUGGCAAGGGCUGGGCGAUCUCAUCAACAAGUUCCGCGGUCAAACACUUCACCUCGAUCCCAUUAGUCCAAUGUGGGGAUUCCAGCUUCUCUCCAGACUUCGCAUUCCAUACAGUUAUCUCUGGUCACAAACAUUGAUUCCCAAGCCUGCCGACUGGGACGAACACUUGAACAUCACCGGCUUUUCCUUCCUACCGCUCGCGAGCUCUUACACGCCUCCCAAAGACCUUCUGGACUUUCUUGAAGCAGGUCCUCCACCAAUUUACAUCGGUUUCGGAUCCAUCGUUGUCAAGGACCCGCAAGCGCUCACCAAUAUGAUCUUGAAGGCAGUCGAGCUCGCGGGGGUUCGGGCGAUCGUGUCGAAAGGGUGGGGCGGAGUCGGAGUUGGCGAGGUCCCCGAUAACGUCUAUCUCAUUGGGAAUUGUCCGCACGAUUGGCUCUUCCAACGAGUAUCCGCUGUUGUUCACCACGGUGGCGCCGGUACGACCGCUGCCGGUAUCGCGGCCGGCCGCCCAACUGUUAUCGUUCCCUUCUUCGGAGACCAGCCUUUCUGGGGUCAGAUGAUGGCUCGCGCUGGCGCAGGGCCCGUAUCAGUGCCGUACAAGGAGUUGACAGCGGAAAUACUGGCAGACAGUAUUAAGUUUGCUCUCAAACCAGAGGUGCAAGAAGUCGCUAAGGAUAUGGCUAUUCAGAUUGGUGAAGAGGAUGGAGCUGGUGGCACUGCUCAGGAUAUUCAGGACCGCCUUGACAUUGACAGCCUUCGUUGCGACAUUUGUCCUGAUAGGCUGGCGAGUUGGCUUGAUCGCAAGACAGGAGCGCAUCUCAGUGGUUUCGCCGUCGGUUGUCUCAUAGAUGCUGGGCUCCUGCAGUCCCAGAACCUCAAACUACUCAGGCAUAGACAUUGGUACGUGGAUGAAGGAGCCGAGUACCCUCUCGUCGGUGCCGUAGCUGCUGUGUCAGGCUUCGCCUCAGCCAUAGGAACCGCCACAUCCGAUUAUGCCGAACGCCUAAGACAUUCCCCAGGUCGCGGAAAGACAAGGCGCUCCAGCAUCGACGACACGCAAGAAGAGGUCUUGACAGAUCCCGAAGAAGCCAAGACGGGAGAAGCCCGACUCCGGAAAGGUCCACGUGGUGCAAAUCAGAAAGACAUGGAAAUACUGGCACGGAAAUUGGCAACCAAGACACUCAACGGCGCCGAGCCCGUCUUCCUUACUCCGAAACUGCGUCGACCUGUUACGGGCCUUCACCAGAAGCACAAAAGGGCAUGGAGGGCCCAUGAAGGUGGAAGAAAUGGCCGCGUCUUCUAUGUUACACGUGUGACAGGUAAAUACGUAGGCGACCUUGCUGCAGCCAGCGCGAGAGCACCCGUGGCUUUCUUCUACAACAUCGCCAACGGAUUUCACAACGCCCCGUCCAAUUUCUGGAAUGUUGAAGUUCGACGCCGUGAUGAAAUAACAGGACUAGGCAGUGGACUCAAGGUUGCAGGCAAGGAGUUCGUCUUGGGCUUUUAUGAUGCUUUCAGCGGAAUCGUAACAAAGCCUUAUGAAGAUACUAAAGCUCGAGGAAUCAAGGGUCUCGGAAGAGGCUUGCUAAGAGGUGGAUUUGGAGUCUGUGGUAAUUUGGGUGCAGGCAAGUCACUGUCACCCCCCUUAGUCCCAGAGACACGAGUUGCUAACCAUACCACAGCAUGCUUUGGUCUCCCAGGAUAUGCUCUUAAAGGUCUCGAGAAGGAGAUGAUGAAGCAUACAACAACGCGCUUAAACGCGGAGCUAUUACUGAUCAGGCUGAGACAGGGCCAUCAGGAUUGGCAGAAAGCGACUGAGGGAGAACGGGAGGAAGCUUUUUAA